AUGUCUGCUGCAGUUGAAAAGGAGCGUAAGAAGGCCGAGAAACUGGCGAAAUUCCAGGAAAAACAGUCCAAAAAACAAGCUGCGCCUGCCGAUGCUGCACCCAAGGCAGCAAAGAAGGAGAAAGUCAAAAAACCCACCGCCGUCGAUGCCUACGAACCGCAAAAGAUCGAAGCCGGCCGGUACGAAUGGUGGGAAAGCAGGGGCUACUUCAAACCUCAGUUCACCGAAGAUGGCAAGAUCAAGCCGGAAGGGAAAUUCGUCAUCCCAAUUCCUCCGCCCAACGUGACCGGGUCCCUCCACAUGGGUCACGCCCUGACCAACGCUCUCCAGGAUACGAUGAUCAGACACGCUAGGAUGAAGGGGAAAACGACAGCUUGGAUCCCUGGCUGUGAUCACGCUGGUAUUGCCACACAAAGUGUGGUAGAACGAUUGCUGCUGAAGACGGAAGGGAAGACACGGCACGACAUCGGACGAGAAGCUUUAUUGGAGAAGAUAUGGAGCUGGAAAGACAAGUAUCAUGCCAACAUCACGAGGCAGCUCAAGCGAUUGGGUGGUUCGAUGGAUUGGUCCCGAGAAGCGUUCACCAUGGAUGAGAACCUCUCUCUCGCCGUCCGUAAAACCUUCAUUGACUUGUUCGAUGAAGGCAUCAUCUACAGGGCCAACCGCCUCGUGAACUGGUGUUCUGCUCUUAGCACCUCCCUAUCAAACCUGGAAGUUGACAACAAGGAACUCAAAGGUCGGACGAAGCUGAAGGUGCCAGGCUACGACAAGAUGGUGGAGUUUGGUGUGCUUACCUACUUCAAAUAUCCCAUCAGCAAGGGGGACGACUCACACCGAUCAUCAACCUCUCCGGACCGGUUCAAAGGAUAUGAUUUCAUUGAAAUUGCGACCACUCGACCGGAAACCAUGUUCGGUGAUACCGGCAUUGCUGUGCACCCUGACGACAACAGAUACAAGCACCUUGUUGGGAAAACCGCCAUUCAUCCUUUCAUUCCCGAUCGGGAGAUUGUCAUCUUUGCCGACGAGGAGGUGGAGAUGGACUUUGGUACGGGCGCCGUUAAAAUCACACCUGCGCACGACCCCAGCGAUUUUAUCAAAGGCAAGAAGCACAAUCUGGAAUUCAUCAACAUUAUGAACGAUGACGGGACAUUGAACGCAAACGCGGGACCUUUUGCUGGGCAGAAACGGUUCGAUGCUCGUUACGCCGUAAUCGAGGCCCUCAAAGAACUCGGCCUGUAUACAAAGCAAGAGGAGAACCCGAUGACGAUACCCAUAUGUCAACGGAGCAAAGAUGUCAUUGAACCGGUGCUAAAGCCCCAGUGGUGGAUGAGGAUGACCGAUCUAGCCAAAGCUGCCGACGACGCCGUGCUUGAGGGACGAAUUCUGAUCAAACCUGAGACCGAGUCUCGACGAUUUCAUUUCUGGAUGCAGAACAUUCAGGACUGGUGCAUUUCUCGCCAAUUGUGGUGGGGUCACCGUGCACCGGCAUAUUUCAUCCAGCUUGAGGGCGAGGAAAGCGAUGAAGCCGACGAUCGAUACUGGGUUUGCGGCGAGAAUGAGGAAGAAGCACGUGCGAAGGCGGAAAAGAAGUUUCCGGGCAAGCAAUUCACACUGAAAUGGGAUGAAGACGUGCUUGACACGUGGUUUUCCUCCGGCCUGUGGCCCUUUUCCACCCUCGGAUGGCCCAAAGAUACCCACGACAUGCGGACGUUAUAUCCCACUUCCAUGCUCGAGACUGGUUGGGAUAUCCUCUUCUUCUGGGUGGCACGAAUGAUCAUGCUGGGUUUGAAGUUGACUGGCGAGGUGCCUUUCACCGAGGUAUACUGCCAUUCUCUCAUCCGAGACGCCGAAGGUCGCAAGAUGUCCAAAUCGCUCGGAAACGUGGUGGAUCCCGUGGACAUCAUCCAAGGCAUCUCUCUUGAGGAUCUUCACAAGACACUGUACGCUGGAAACCUUGACCCUGCUGAGGUCGAGCGGGCCAAAGCGUACCAGAAGUCGGCGUUCCCGAAGGGCAUCGAGGAAUGCGGUGCGGAUGCUUUGCGGUUCACGCUUGUGAACUACACCACAGGAGGCGGCGACAUCGCCUUUGACAUCCGGGAAAUUGAAGCCAAGCGGAGGUUCUGCAACAAGAUUUACCAAGCCACCAACUUUGCCCUCGGACGGCUGGGUGAAGGGUUCAUUCCCGACUCCGGUAUAACGGAUAACCAGCCCAAAACUCUGGCAGAGGCAUGGAUUCUCCACAGGCUGAAUGCUGCCGCUAAACAAGUCAAUGAGGCCAUUGAGGGACGUGAGUUUUCCGUGGCUGCCGGUACACUCUAUCAAUAUUGGUUCACCCAACUUUGCGACACAUUCAUCGAAAACUCCAAGUACAUCCUCACGCCGGAAGCGCCCGAAGAUGAGAGAGAUUCGGCUCAACAGACAUUGUACACCGCCCUGGAAGGUGGCUUGCUCCUCUUACAUCCUCUAAUGCCUUUCUUGACAGAACACUUGUGGCAGAAACUACCCCGUCGCAAGGGUGAUACCACAGAGAGUAUCAUGGUGGCCAAGUAUCCCGAAUACAAUGAGAAGCUCGACGCGCCGCAGGAAGCCGCAAAGUACGAGUUCAUCAUGGCCAUUUCUACCGGUGUGCGAAGCUUGCUGUCCCAGUACGGGUUCAAAGAACCGGGUGACAUUGUCAUCCAGACAUACUCGGAAUCCGCCUUCCACACUGUCUCCGAUGAACGCACAUCCAUCAAGUCUCUGGGCGGCAAGUACGCUGGGGAGAUUGAGGUCCUUCCUCCCAGCGCUGAUGCUCUUCCGCCCGCGGGAUGUGCUCUGCAGAACAUCAACGCCGAUGCUGCUGUGUACCUGAAGAUUGUCGGCCGAGUUGACCUUGCGGAGGAACUGAAAAAGCAAGCGAAGGCGAUUGAGGAUGCGAAAUCCAAAGCGGAGAAGAGCAGAAAGAUCAUGAAUAGCGCUGGAUGGGAGAAGGCAGGUCCCGAGACCAGGCAAAAGGAAGAGGCGAAACUACAUAAUGCCGAGAGCGAGGUCAAGAGACUGGAAGAGGCUGUCAAAGACCUGGAGAGAUUGAAGUUGGAGGGCUAA
Molecule: messenger RNA, 3084 nt
Organism: Capronia coronata CBS 617.96
Lineage: Eukaryota; Fungi; Ascomycota; Eurotiomycetes; Chaetothyriales; Herpotrichiellaceae
Product: valyl-tRNA synthetase
Exons: 1
Coding region: 1-3084 (1027 amino acids)
Biological process (GO): valyl-tRNA aminoacylation
Cellular component (GO): cytosol
Molecular function (GO): ATP binding; valine-tRNA ligase activity; aminoacyl-tRNA deacylase activity
Source: RefSeq, a predicted model, not a curated record